Linum tenue is the source of this 3106-nucleotide messenger RNA. NCBI's taxonomy places the organism in Eukaryota, Viridiplantae, Streptophyta, Magnoliopsida, Malpighiales, Linaceae. The record is from the annotation of a GenBank genome assembly.
CACUCGAGAAUCCGGGGAUCGAAAUGUAGAAAUUGCUCGGGCACUUGUCGACUCCACGGCGGCUGGCCUGGUUUGACGAGUUUUCUUCUGUCAGUCGACGCAGGCGGAAGAAGAAAGCGAAAGAGAGUUUGUUGCUCAGCUCAAUUCCGGAUUUCACAACCCACUUCACCUGAUCUUCCCCUCUCUGUUUUCUCUGCUCAACGAGCGGAAAGUGAUCAGGAGGAAAUAUGGGAUCAGGAGGAGGGCAAUGGAUAGUGGAGAAGAGAUCUAGUUUCAGGAGCGAGCCGCUUGAGGUGAAUGUGUCUGAAACUGGGUGCCUCUCGAUCGUUGUCCUUGGUGCUUCUGGUGAUCUCGCCAAGAAGAAGACAUUUCCUGCUCUCUUCAAUCUAUACCGCCAGGGAUUUCUUCAAUCAAAUGAAGUUCACAUUUUUGGAUAUGCUAGGACUAAGAUUUCAGAUGAUGAUCUCAGAAACCGCAUCCGCAGUUAUCUGGAGAAAGGUUCAGCCAAAUCUGAGGAAGUAUCAGAAUUCUUGCAACUGAUCAAAUAUGUAAGUGGCUCUUAUGAUACCGAGGAAGGAUUUCGGAUGCUGGAUAAGGAAAUCUCACUUCAUGAAGAGUUCAGAAAUAGCACGGAAGGAUCAUCCCGAAGGCUGUUCUAUCUUGCACUCCCCCCUUCAGUUUAUCCAGUGGUUUGCAGGAUGAUCAAGCUAUGUUGCAUGAACAAAUCUCAUCUUGGUGGGUGGACUCGGAUAGUUGUUGAGAAGCCAUUUGGCAAGGACUUGGAUUCCGCAGAGAAACUGAGCAACCAGAUUGGAGAGUUGUUUGAGGAGCCUCAACUAUAUCGUAUUGAUCACUAUUUGGGGAAAGAAUUAGUGCAGAACUUGUUGGUCCUGCGCUUUGCAAAUCGCUUCUUUUUGCCUCUUUGGAACCGUGACAAUAUUGACAAUGUUCAGAUUGUCUUCCGUGAGGAUUUUGGAACUGAAGGCCGUGGUGGAUAUUUUGAUGAAUACGGAAUCAUCCGAGAUAUCAUUCAAAAUCACCUAUUGCAAGUUCUGUGUCUUGUUGCCAUGGAAAAGCCCGUUUCUUUGAAGCCUGAACACAUUCGGGAUGAAAAAGUCAAGGUUCUUCAAUCAGUAAUGCCAAUCAAAGAUGAAGAGGUUGUUCUGGGUCAAUAUAAUGGUUACAGAGAUGACCCAACUGUUCCUGACCACUCAAACACCCCUACAUUUGCUACAGUCGUAUUAAGAAUCCAUAAUGAGAGAUGGGAAGGCGUUCCUUUUAUCCUAAAGGCAGGGAAAGCAUUGAAUUCAAGAAAGGCAGAGAUACGCAUUCAGUUCAAGGAUGUUCCUGGAGAUAUAUUUAGAUGCAAAAACCAGGGAAGAAAUGAGUUUGUUAUACGCCUGCAGCCAUCAGAAGCCAUGUACAUGAAACUCACAGUUAAGCAGCCUGGGCUGGAGAUGUCAACGGUUCAAAGUGAGCUAGACUUGUCAUAUGGACAACGUUAUCAACAGGUCACCAUCCCAGAAGCUUACGAACGCCUGAUUCUCGACACAAUCCGAGGCGAUCAGCAGCAUUUCGUUCGCAGAGACGAGUUGAGGGCGGCAUGGGAGAUUUUCACGCCACUUCUGCACAGGAUCGAUGAUGGCGAGUUCAAGCCCCUCCCAUAUCAGCCGGGAAGCCGGGGUCCUGCAGAGGCAGAUGAGCUUCUGGAGAGAGCUGGAUAUAUGAAGUAUACAAGUGGUUCAUAUGAUACCGAGGAAGGAUUCCGGUUGUUGGAUAAGCAAAUUUCGGAGCAUGAAGAGGCCAAAAGUAGUGCAGAUGGAAGUUGUAGAAGGCUGUUUUAUCUUGCACUUCCUCCCUCGGUUUAUCCAGUUGUCUGCAAGAUGAUCAAGUUAUGCUGUAUGAAUAAAUCUGAUCUUGGUGGAUGGACAAGAAUCGUUGUUGAGAAGCCAUUUGGCAAAGAUUUGGAAUCCGCAGAGAAGCUUAGUUCCCAGAUAGGAGAGUUGUUUGGGGAGCAUCAGAUUUACCGCAUUGAUCACUACUUGGGGAAAGAAAUGGUGCAGAAUUUGACCAAUAUUCUUCUUGUUCUGCUGCAAAUCUUGCAGUUGGUGCUUCGAUUUGCAAAUCGCCUGUUUGUACCGCUCUGGAACCGUGAUAACAUUGACAAUGUCCAGGUAAGGAUGAAAAUUGUUUUCCGUGAGGAUUUUGGGAUCGAAGGCCGUGGUGGAUAUUUUGAUGAAUAUGGGUACACAGGUGUUCCUUUCAUUCUGAAGGCAGGGAAAGCAUUGAGCUCCAAAAAGGCAGAUAUUCGAGUUCAGUUCAAGGAUGUACCUGGUGAUAUAUUCAAUUGCGAAAAGCAAGGAAGGAAUGAGUUCGUUAUGCGACUGCAGCCCUCAGAAGCCAUGUACAUGAAACUUGCAGUUAAGCAGCCUGGACUGGAGAUGUCAACUGUCCAGAGUGAGCUAGACUUGUCGUACAAGCAACGUUAUCAUGGAGUCACCAUUCCAGAUGCUUACGAACGCCUCCUCCUCGACACGAUUCAUGGUGACCAGCAGCAUUUUGUGCGUAGAGAUGAGUUGAAGGCUGCAUGGGAUAUAUUCACACCCCUUCUGCACAGGAUUGACAAGGGCGAGCUGAAACCCAUUUCGUACCAGCAGGGGAGCAGGGGGCCUGCAGAAGCCGACGAGCUGCUGCUGAGAGCUGGCUAUGUCCGAACGCAUGGCUACAGAUGGAUUCCACCAGCAUUGUAAAGAGAAUAUCAAGCAGAAAUGGAAGAAAAGCUUGUGGCUUUGGGGCAACUAGUGAAGCUUUUACUAGGCCCGUUUGCUUAAUGCUUCUAGCUCCUUGUGUCACAUUCAUAUAUACAUGCUUAGAAGUUACGUACUUUGAGUGGACAAUUUAGAAGGUACUCACCAGUUCACUUGUAUCAUGUAGAUAAAGAGAGUCAAAGUACACGUUCAUAAAUUCGUUACACAAAACCUCAUUCUGGAUCUUCUUCUAUGACAAAGAGGGCGGAAUGCCAAAAUAACAGUAGACUAUGGCUUAGAUAAAGAUAGUGUCCCUCGUGCCAUUAGGUGACACACAUUUUCACGCGCAAUGAGAUGAC